Molecule: messenger RNA, 696 nt
Organism: Micromonas commoda
Lineage: Eukaryota; Viridiplantae; Chlorophyta; Mamiellophyceae; Mamiellales; Mamiellaceae
Exons: 1
Coding region: 1-696 (231 amino acids)
Molecular function (GO): nucleic acid binding
Source: RefSeq, a predicted model, not a curated record
AUGGACCGACGACCGCCCGGCCCGGUGUUCCGGGCCGGGGGUGCCAUCGUCCCCGACGCCGCGGGGACCGGAUACGCAACGUCCGCGUCCGUCGAUGGGGCCGGGGUCGGGGGCGGGGGUUCCGGGGGUUCCGGGGACGGAGCCGAGGGGCGGCGCGGCGUGUCGGUCCAGCCUCGACGGCGAGCUGGUACUAACAAAGUCCCCAACCUCGUCCCUCGUAGCGCCCGGGGCAAGCCCACCAGGGCGGCGCCGAAGAUCGGCGCCGAUAACGUCGGGUUCCGCAUGCUCAAGAAAGCCGGAUGGACCGAGGGCACCGGCCUGGGAAAGGACCGAGAGGGCCCCGUCGAGCCCCUCGGGGCGUGGGCCAAGGCUGACCGCAAGGGCGUUGGACACGAAGCCGGCGCGGGGCACGUGGUGGGCGAUCCCGACGCCAAGGGGGGGAAACCCAAGGCAAAGGCCGAGGACGCGAUCGACGUUGACGUUGGACCGGUCAUGUCCAAGGAGCAGAUGGCGGCGCACGUCGCCAAGGAGCGGAGGGACAAGGGGAUAGCGGCGUACAUUGGGCGGUUGUUCAAGGAGGAGGAGCCGACGGCGGAUAUGAACCCGCUGCUCCGAAACAAACGGAAGAGACGCGGGCGAGACGCGGGCGACGACGGAGGCAUGUCCGCGAACAACCCGCUGCGAGGCUUGUUCUGA